CGGGCUUGUUACACUCGUGAUUUUGUCCCUUGGCUCAUCAGUCAAACACUCUCACCUCGUCGCGUUCCGCUACCGCGUUUUCCAGCCUCUCAGCUCAAUUCGCCGACCUCGAGUUUUCCUCGUGCAUUUCCCGCCGACUGUGUUUCUAGUACCGCUAGUGCACCCAUCAGCUCUCGGGCAUAACCUUAGGAACCUCUUUCCUUGGCAAGGCCUUCUAUCAUCGUACCUUAUCGACCUGGUCCGCACCCGUGUUCCUUCAAUAGCUAAGAGCUCGCUCUAGAACGCCAGACCACUCGUGACCUAGCUUACCAGCAAUACGGCUGCCAUCCUUCCAUAUCCACUGCUGCCACGUACAGUCUCCCACCAUGAGGGAAUAUAAGCGACGCUCGUUGAGUUCCGACCUCCAGAGAGAGCCACAGCCCAGUCGCUCGCUCAGCUCGAACGCGUUCCGCAAGUCCUCAGUGCUCCUGAGCCAGCUAUCCGCGCCAUCGUUCCCGGCUUUCCAAGCCGUCUGCGACACUCCGCGCGGGCCCUGCCCGCGUUCGCGCAGCCUUUUCUCGGACACGAGCGAUGUCGCAUUGCCGUCGGCGAUUUUCGCCAGCGACUCUGCAAUCGCUGCCUGCGCUGGCGACUCACCGUGUGAUCGUUCGAGCCAGGGCAGUAGCGCGUGUCUGUCGCGCAACAACAGCAACGCCAGUCGCACGUGCGACGAGCCAGAGAUCAUCAGCCCCAAGUUGCGACUACCGACGUCACGCGAGUUCAGUCGCUUGCGACUCUGCUCGUCGGAGGCGGGCCCCAGCUCGUCACUCUUUUCGCGAAAAGUCGCCUCGCCGUUACGCAAGCGAGACGACAACGCGCGACUGAAGCGAAAACGGCCGCCCAUGCUCAACAUCCCCGCAAAGGAUUCCUUCUCCGCGUCCCCGACAACGACGCCGGGAAAUACGCCGGGUAACACGCCGGGAAGCACGCGCGCGAGGGAGGCGGAGGAGGCGGCGAGCGAGCUCGUCGCGGUGGGGCCGUCGUACGCCGUGAUGUGCAAAAAAGGGCGGCGCGAGUUCAUGGAGGACGCGUACCAAGCCAUCCCCCAGUUUGGCACGUCCCCCGGCAAUGCCUUCUUCGGCGUGUUUGACGGCCAUGGCGGCACCAUGGCGGCGCGAUUCGCGGCGGGCAACAUCGCGGGGAACGUGUUGAAAGCGGCGCAGCAGGGCGCAGAGAGCGCGGAGGCAGCUAUGGUGGAGGGCUUUAAGGAGACCGAUAAACAGUUUUUGCAACAGAAUCUGGGCAGCGGCGCGGCUGUGGUGACGUGUUGGGCUGCUCCCGGUUCACUCCACGUGGCACACGCAGGCGACUGCCGCGCCGUGUUGUGCCGAAAGGGCGCGGCGAAUGUGCUGACGUCAGAUCACAAGGCAUCGCGGGAAGACGAGCGCGACAGAAUCGAGAAUCUGGGAGGUCACGUAGACAAUUUUACGGGCACAUGGCGCGUGCAGGGGGUGCUGGCUGUUACAAGAGGCCUUGGCGAUGCUAACUAUAAGGAGUACAUCACGCCGGAACCAGAGGUCGUGCAUGUACCCGUUACAAAAGACUGCGACUUCCUUAUAAUGGCGUCCGACGGCCUCUGGGAUGUGGUGACCAAUCAAGAGGCUGUAGACAUCGCGCGGUCGUGCCUGGAACCAGAGAUCAGAGCAUACAAGCGCAACAACCCUCCCUCCCACAAAACCAGUGCAUCCUCCCUCUCCUCCCUCUCCACCAUCCCCUCCUUCUCCUCUACCUCCACCGACUCCUCUCUCACUCUCAACUCCCUUAACUCGGACGGCAAAGAAUCUGCGUCUGAUGAUGGUCUGACAACACCGUCCCCAGAUGCCCAUCAGAGCAUCAAGCUCAACCCACUGGUCCUAAAAACGCCUCGAGAGCGUUCGGGCAGCUUUUCUGCUUCUGUUGCGACUCUGAAGCAGGUAACCGAAUCAGCCCAAGAAGGGGAUAACCAGGGCCCAGAUCUUGCCGCCUGCUCUCCCACCGAGGAAUCUGACGUGUCCUCCAGUAGUGAAGACUCGGGGAAUGAGGAGAGUGAGGAGGGGAAUGACGAGGGGAGUGAGGGGAGUGAGUCUGAGGGUGUUGCUGGCAUGCAGGGGAAAGCGCUAGGAACCGAAGAGUCGGUGAAAUCCGCACUGCUGCUGGCGUGUCAGAAAUUGGUGGAAGCUGCUGGGAAGCGAGGCAGCUAUGAUGACACGAGUGUCAUGGUCGUAUCACUGGCGCACUACAUGGUCUGACAUGGCCGUUAAGAUUGAAGCGAUUUGCCGUCUGCUGGUCCUCACAUGGUCCGCGGACACGAGUGUCAUGGUGGUAUCGCUGGCAGAGUUCAGGGUCUGAUGCCGCAUGGUCGGUUGGGUUGACGAUGUGACUUUUGAGUCGACUCAAAAGUCAUCUGAGUUCAGGGUCUGAUGCCGCAUGGUCGGUUGGGUUGACGAUGUGACUUUUGAGUCGACUCAAAAGUCAUCUGAGUUCAGGGUCUGAUGCCGUAUGGUCGGUUGGGUUGACGAGACCUGCGAGCGUGCUGGUGUUGGAAACUGAGGUCCUGGUCCGAAGCUGCUGUUGGAGACCGCUGCAAAGCGAGGCAGCAAAGCGAGGCAGCAAAGGGAGGCAGCUUUGAUGACACCACUGUCAUGGUCCGCUACAUCCUACAAUGCAGCCACUUCGAGUGUAGCCAGUUGGUUACCCAACUAAAGGGACCGAAAGUGCGCAUGGUAGAUGGCAUAUGGCCACCAAGUGUUGGCAUACACUCAUGGCACAGUAAGCUGCCCUGCGGGUGACAUGUUUUUCCUUUUUUUACCCAAGUCUAUUGGGUUAUCUACCUCCAUCCACCCGUAUAUUGUAUACACUUUUCUUCAUUUAGUGGUGCAAACCUUGAGGAAAUAGUCUCCUUUUAUUGAAGUAAGUAAACCAUGUGUUUAUAG
Messenger RNA from Closterium sp. NIES-67, 2951 nucleotides. NCBI's taxonomy places the organism in Eukaryota, Viridiplantae, Streptophyta, Zygnematophyceae, Desmidiales, Closteriaceae. The record is from the annotation of a GenBank genome assembly.